AUGAUACUCAUCUUCAAUACUUUGUUCUUCACUACUUUGCCUGUCUCUCCAGUGCCCGACAUGGAUGUCAUUGGCUACAUCAGUUUCCUCGCAGACUCACCACUCUGGGCCAAAGAGAAACCGUUUGGAUUGACGCUUCCUGCGGACUAUGAGCCGCCCAAAGACGCUCGUUUGACAAACCUGCUUUUCGAUGAGCGUCGUCUCAGCAUCAAAGAUAUGCGAGCACGCAUAGAGGACUUUACCGUCGACCAGUCCGGCUUUGCGUUACUGAAACAGCCUACACGCCAUCUAGAGAUCGACAACAUGACAGUCUUCGAAGAAUACAAGAAGGAAACCGAGGAAAUUCUGACGCGGUUGUUGCAGCCGGAGUUUAUACGCUGUUGGGACGGCCGUAUUCGCAAAGCCGAGAGGCUUCUGCAGAACAUACAGGUAGAAGACCUGAACGAUAAGCUGACAGGUUCCAACCCUGUCAAUCUCGCGCACGUCGAUGAAACCGUGGCGAUGGGGCAUGAGUCCAUCGAGCUCGUACUAUCAGAAGAAGAAAAGACAAAGUACAUGAAUGGUGGCUACCGAGUUCGCAUGAUCAACACGUGGCGACCAAUGGUGGAAGACCUGGAGCACUUUCCUCUGGCGAUCCUUGACUUCCGCAGUCUCGACCCCAUGCAAGACUUUGUGCCGUAUGACCAAGUAUCUCCAAUACGACACAAGGAGCUGUACCUGAUCAAACCGAAGAAGGAACACCAGUGGUACUGGGCUUCUCGACAAAAACGGUCAGAGCUGCUGGUUUUUGUCCAAUACGAUUCAAUGGUUGGUUCACAGGCGCGCUGCUUCCGAAAUACCUGCGCGGAUCCAAACGCCGUUAUGCGCAAGAGCAUCGAGACCCGUUCAGUUGUCAUAACCAAGAUCCAACACGAUGACAAGACAGGCUAG
Molecule: messenger RNA, 930 nt
Organism: Alternaria triticimaculans
Lineage: Eukaryota; Fungi; Ascomycota; Dothideomycetes; Pleosporales; Pleosporaceae
Exons: 5
Coding region: 1-930 (309 amino acids)
Molecular function (GO): oxidoreductase activity
Source: RefSeq, a predicted model, not a curated record